AUGGCCGCGCCGAGCCAUCUCCUGUCGCUCUUCUUGGGGCUCCUGGCGGGGAGCCUCGUAGCCGAGGCGACCUACUACCGGCCCCACCGCUACUUCCCGCAUUACAUCCGCUUCCGCCAGCUGCCCUCCAACAUGGAGAACCAAAUCCCGGAGGUGGUGAACCCGCCGCCGCGCGCAGCAGCCCCGCAUCCCGGCGUGCCGAGGCACCCCAUCAUCCCGCACGUCCUCCACCCGAGACCCGAAGACAUCCAGUCCUUACCGGAGGUUUUCCACCGGCAGCCCGAAGUCGCCCAUCCGGCGCCCGAGUCUUACCACCGGGCGGCGCCUCCAGCGCUCCCCGCCCCCCGGGUCUUCCACGGCAUCAUGUUUGACGCGGGAAGCACCGGCACCAGAAUCCACAUUUAUAAAUUCAUUCAAAAAGACCCAGUUGAGCUGCCAGUUCUGGACAAUGAAAUGUACCAUGCAGUGAAACCUGGUCUCUCUGCUUAUAAAGACAACCCUGAGGAGGGCGGCAACACGGUGCGUCAAUUGCUGAAGAUAGCCAAAAAGACCGUGCCAGAGGAGGAAUGGAAGAGGACCCCGGUUGUCCUGAAGGCCACGGCGGGUCUGCGCCUGCUGCCCGAGGACAAGGCCAACGCUCUUCUGAACGAGGUGCGGCAUGUUUUUGAGGAGUCUCCCUUCUACGUGCCAAGUAACAGCGUCACUAUUAUGAAUGGAACAAAUGAAGGAGUUCUGGCUUGGGUCACGGUCAAUUUCCUCACAGGCCACUUGUAUUCCAAUACAAAGAGGACAGUAGGCAUCCUGGACUUGGGAGGCGGCUCGACACAGAUCACCUUCCUUCCAAAGUCAAAGAAAACCGUCCAAUCCGCUCCACAUAGUUACAUUGCCAAGUUCAACUUGUUCAAUAGUACAUAUCAGCUCUACACCCACAGCUACCUUGGAAAUGGACUGUACGCAGCUCGAUUGGCAACUCUUGGAGCAUUGGGAGCUGAUGGUCUGGAGUGGAAAGUCUUCACCAGUUCCUGUCUCCCAAAGAAGUUUAGAGAAGAUGUGACUUUUGGUGGAACCACCUACCAUGUCAGUGGAGUUCCAGACGGUUACGCGGGCUACAAGCUGUGCUACUACGAGGUCAUGAAGGUCAUCAAAGGAAUCGUGCAUCAGCCUUACGAGGUGAAAGGCAGCAGCGUGUUCUAUGCUUUUUCCUACUACUUCGACAGAGCUGUGGAAUCCGGCCUCAUCGACAGCAACCGAGGCGGUGCAAUUGAAGUGAGGGAUUUUAAGAAGCGGGCCAAAGAGGUGUGCAACAAAAUGACCAAAUACCGUGCCAUCAGCCCCUUCCUCUGUAUGGACAUGACAUACAUCACUUGUUUGCUCAAAGAGGGCUUCGGCUUCAAGGACAACACUGUCCUCCAGCUGGCCAAAAAGGUGAACAACGUGGAGACCAGUUGGGCUUUGGGCGCCACCUUCGACUACUUCAGGAACCUCAACAUUCACUGA
Messenger RNA from Nerophis lumbriciformis (worm pipefish), 1497 nucleotides. The record is from RefSeq and is a predicted model, not a curated record. Lineage: Eukaryota; Metazoa; Chordata; Actinopteri; Syngnathiformes; Syngnathidae.